UCGACUUACAUACUUCAAAAUGUUCAGAUUGUGCCUUUUCGCCCUUCUCGCCACCACUGCCCGUGCCGGUCUCAUCGGCGGCAUCGGCAUUGGCCAUGGAGUGGUAGCCGCCGCCCCAGUGGCUGUCGCUGCUCACGUGGCUCCAGUUGCAGUAGCUGCGCCUGCCAUCGCCGUAGCUCAUGGCGCUACCUCCUACCAAAAUUCGAACUCCAUCAGCUUGAACCCAACCGCUGUUGUUACUAAAGUAGCCGCCCCCGUUGCCGUAGCGGCUCCCGUGUUCACCAAGGUGGCCGCGCCAGUCGCGGUUGCUCCUGUCGGUCUUGGUCUUGGUUUUGGAAAAGGUUUGGCCUAUGGCUUGCACUAAAUCGAAAUUGGAGAAGCUGUGAGCGUAUGAAAUGAGCAACAAGGAUUAUUUAUUUCUU
Anoplophora glabripennis (Asian longhorned beetle) is the source of this 422-nucleotide messenger RNA. RefSeq names its product cuticle protein 63-like. The transcript is spliced from 3 exons. The record is from RefSeq and is a predicted model, not a curated record. Bases 20 to 364 code for a protein of 114 amino acids. NCBI's taxonomy places the organism in Eukaryota, Metazoa, Arthropoda, Insecta, Coleoptera, Cerambycidae.